CACGCAUGCGCACAAAAUAUCUUGACAAACGUAUGCAACGAGGCGGAGCACAGGCUUAUCCUCAUUUAACGAGCAUGCAAGUUGCAGUCGCGACCUCGGAGAGAUGAAGACACGGCUGGCUUGUCUCCUCCUCGUGGCAGCAGCAUGGGCUGCGCCACCACCGGCUCCUCGCGUGGUCGGAAACGCUACCGAGAUAGAUGUAGGUCGGGACAAAAGAAACUCCGACUGCUAUGACUAUAGUAAUUGGUGUAAUAUGUGCGACCCAUGUGUCCCGUGCUACAAUAACCAAUACUGUUACCAGUAUAACUGCUAUGAUCCAUGUUGGGGCUGGACAACUCCUGCGCCCAUUUGGCCCACUGUUUCACCUGUGUGGCCCACUGUCCCUCCUGUGUGGCCCACCAGACCACCCGUUGAUCCCACCCCCCCAGUGUGGCCCACUUUUCCACCUGUGUGGCCAACGAGACCCCCAGUUGAUCCAACACCACCACCUUGGAAUACAAGACCCCCAGUUGAUCCUACACCUCCAUGGCCCACUUAUCCCCCUGUUGACCCCACACCGCCCCCGUGGUACACCAGACCCCCAGUUGACCCCACACCUCCAUGGAACACUAGACCCCCUAUCGACCCCACACCGCCCCCGUGGUACACCAGACCCCCAGUUGACCCCACACCUCCAUGGAACACUAGACCCCCUAUCGACCCCACACCGCCCCCGUGGUACACCAGACCCCCAGUUGACCCCACACCUCCAUGGAACACUAGACCUCCUAUCGACCCCACACCACCCCCGUGGUACACCAGACCCCCAGUUGACCCCACGCCUCCAUGGAACACUAGACCCCCAGUUGACCCCACACCACCCCCAUGGUACACCAGACCCCCAGUUGACCCCACACCUCCAUGGCACACGAGGCCCCCAGUUGAUCCCACUCCUCCGUGGAAUACAAGACCUCCUGUAGAUCCUACGCCGCCAUGGAACACUAGACCCCCUAUCGACCCCACACCUCCAGUACCAGAUGUGACUCCAGUGUGGGCAACAAAGACCCCAAGACCUACAAGACCAACCUAUAUCCCAAUCUGGCCUACUAAGACUCCACGCCCCACAAGACCAACCUAUAUCCCAGUUUGGCCUACAAAGACCCCACGCCCCACGAGACCAACAUAUAUCCCAAUCUGGCAUACGAAGACCCCACGCCCCACAAGACCAGCUUACACCCCAGACUGGGCUACAAAAGACCCAAUUUUACCGACGCCUACAAAUGCCUACACAAAACGUGGGUGUAACAAAGUCUGUGCUGAUGCUGAUCAAAAUUACUACUGCUGCAAUGAAGGUUCCUUACCAGAGAAGGGACAAUGCCCAGCCCAGACCAGCGAUUGCUCAGCGGACAGACGCCGUUCAGCUCGAGAGACGCAGCCUGUGUGUAAGGUAGACAGAGACUGUGAAGGUAACCGACGUUGCUGUUUUGACUCGUGUGAAAAGGAUUACGUUUGCAUGGAAGCUCAGGCACCAUUGAAACGCCUGGUGAGAAAUCAGGGAAGUGGAGACACAGACGAGGGCCAGUAACCACCGCAGUGCCAGGUCGUGCAGUUCGGGAGCAACUCCGGGGCCGCCGAGGGAGUAGGUCGUCGCGCCCCUUCGCCCCCACCCCCCGACCGGGCCCCCGACGCCGCCUUCCUCAGGAUCCGUUCACGGCGUCCCAUCGAGGAGGCUGUGGCGUGGUGCGCUUGCCCCGCCAAAGACACCUUCUGUAUUUUUUGUUUGUUUAAUGAAAGAGGUUGCAUUUUUAA
Molecule: messenger RNA, 1788 nt
Organism: Penaeus chinensis
Lineage: Eukaryota; Metazoa; Arthropoda; Malacostraca; Decapoda; Penaeidae
Product: extensin-like
Exons: 6
Coding region: 104-1564 (486 amino acids)
Cellular component (GO): extracellular region
Molecular function (GO): peptidase inhibitor activity
Source: RefSeq, a predicted model, not a curated record